CCCCUACCCUCACAUCUCACCAGCCACAAGCUGACUGCAGCAAACACAAACACAGAUACACAUAUAUCCAGCUAUACCGAUUGAUCAUGGUGAGGCUAAUGGAGAUCUCCAAGAAGUGGCACGGCAGUUCUAGCAGCAGGGUCACCUCCCCUACCGCCGCUGCUAGUGCAGCCGCCACCGCACCGGCGUGCCCACGGGGCCACUUCGCCGCCUACACCCGGGACGGCAGCCGGUUCUUCGUCCCCAUCGCCUGCCUCACCAGCGACACCUUUCGGGAGCUCCUCAACAUGGCCGAAGAGGAGUUCGGCAAACCUGGAGACCGCCCCAUCGUGCUGCCGUGCUCCGCCGCCUGCCUCGAGCAGAUCCUUGCCGCCUUCCGGGGCGCUUCCAAGAAGUGCGCCGGCAACGCCAGGACCAAGAUUUGGUAGUAGCAGCCUAAUUAGAUCAAUUAAUUGCACCGCUGCUGAUUGUUAAUCUAGUGAGAUCGAUCCAUUGAUCGACCCCUUCAUUUUCGGGAGAGUAGCUCCAUCAUGUUAAUUUUUGCUUCCCUCCUGGUAAAUGGUAUGUACAUGCCAAUGCGCAUGUUUUCAGGAGGGUUGUUGUGGUUGCCAGUUGACAUGAUGUAAGCAUCUAUUAGCUAGCUAGUCAUCAUUUUCUUUUCUUUUU
Molecule: messenger RNA, 666 nt
Organism: Lolium perenne
Lineage: Eukaryota; Viridiplantae; Streptophyta; Magnoliopsida; Poales; Poaceae
Product: auxin-responsive protein SAUR36
Biological process (GO): response to auxin
Source: RefSeq, a predicted model, not a curated record